AUGCGGAGAGUCGUUUUGGAAGUUUCGGAUCCUUGUGAAAAUGGAAAUGGUGGAUGCACACAAAAAUGUAUUCGAACUGCAGCUGGAACUGCUGAAUGCGCCUGCAAUCCUGGCUUCGAUCUGCAAGCUGAUGGAAGAACGUGUGAAGAUCGUGACGAGUGUGCAGUUGGUGAAGCAAAGUGUCAUAGUGUUGCAUCGAGAUGCAUCAACGAAAUUGGUGGAUACCGUUGCGCUUGUGAUGAGGGCUAUCGUCUAUCAGUGGACGGUUUCUCCUGUAGUGAUAUUGACGAGUGCCUCAAUUACAACGGUGGGUGUUCAGGAAAGUGCAUCAAUACUCCAGGAAGCUAUAUCUGCAUUUGCCAAAUGGGUGAAGAGCUUGCGGCAGAUGGUAAAACUUGUAUUCGUUCAAACUAUGCUGGUGAUGAAAGCCCACCUUCAGAUGGGGCUUGGAAACCACCUAAUUAUGGAAACAGUGGUGACUUAACCGAAAUGAUGAUGGGCGAUGAUUAUAGCGCCUACUAUAAUCCCGGUUUAACAGAAGUUUGUCCAAUGGGUGCCUUUGGUCCUCACUGCCAAUACACGUGCUCAGAUUGUCGAAAUGGGGCCCUUUGUCGAAAAGAUGGACGGGGUUGCAAAUGUCCUCCAGGCUAUCAAGGGACAAUUUGUGCUGAAACAUGCCCAUCUGGAACUUGGGAUAUCAAUUGUAGCCGCAAGUGUGACUGUCCAUCAGGAAGCUGCAAUCCAGUGACAGGAGCGUGUGAAUGCCCACGAGGUCGAUAUGGCAAGCGAUGCGAGAAGAUUGGAUGUCCUCCAGGAUUCUGGGGCUCCGACUGCGACAAGAGAUGUCCGAAACAAUGCUCCACAGGAUAUUGUCAUUCAAAAACUGGAGCCUGCACUUGUGCGCCAGGCAAGUAUGGUUCAUCUUGUCAUAUCACUUGCCCGGAAGGCACUUUCGGAGAAAUGUGUUCAGAAGCUUGCCCGGCAAUGUGCUUCAGUGGCAACUACAAGGGUUGUGAUCCUGAGGUUAGUUAUACUUUAUAG
Molecule: messenger RNA, 1041 nt
Organism: Rodentolepis nana
Lineage: Eukaryota; Metazoa; Platyhelminthes; Cestoda; Cyclophyllidea; Hymenolepididae
Source: the annotation of a GenBank genome assembly